AUGCGCAGUCUGACCCAAGAGACCGAUUUUGAAUUAGCUGAGCUUAACGCUGCAUCUGAGAACCCGGCACCGGCAGAUGCUGCGGUCUGCCUUGCAUUUCCAGAUGGCGGGAAAGAGGCAUGGACUUGUUUACUCGGGUCAGCCUUGAUUCUAUUUCCAUCAUUUGGGUUCCAAACUGCUAACGUGGGCUGGAUCACGGCCGUACUAGUCUUUCUAACUCUCUUCCUGGGUAUUCAGGUCGGGCCACUAUUUGAUAGAUAUGGACCCCGCAUGCUAUUGAUUUUUGGCUCGCUUGGUAGUACCGCUUCCUAUUUCCUGCUCGCCGAGUGCACGAAGUACUGGCAUUUCAUGCUAUGUCUCAGCAUACUGGGCGGUAUUUCUUCGGCGGUUGUGACGACUGUUGCCAUCUCCGUGUUAAGCCACUGGUUUUAUAGACGCCGCGCACUCGCUUCUGGCCUGUGUAUGUCGGGCUCGUCAGCUGGCGGUGCGAUCAUCCCUUUGCUACUACGAACACUUUUCAAAGUGUACGGUUGGACCUGGUCGAUUCGGAUCAUCGCAUUUAUGGCACUUGGCUGCUACGCAGCUGGGAUAAUGCUUGUGAAGGGACGAUUGCCGAUGGUUAGUGAGACGAAAGCCGUCGUCGACCUCCGUGCGUUCAAGGCGCCGAGGCUCUGUUUUCUUGCGGUGGCGGUGUUUGCGUUUGAAUUUAUCAUCUUCGGCUGUGCGGCUCUUCUUCCGACUUAUGUUCGCUACUCGGGUCUGGAUCUCGAUGUUCAAUUUUACUCCCUUACCGUGCUGAACAGUAUGAGUCUGGUCGGUAGAGUACUACCCGGUAUUGCGGCAGAUUUGUUUGGUCGGUUCAAUAUUCUGCUCACUCUAGCCUGCAUCACUUUGGUCAUUAUGGGGAGUGUUUGGAUUCCCUUUGGGUCUCAGAAUGAAGCAACCCUGUAUGCGGUUGUUGCUAUCUUUGGCUUUGGGUCGGGUGGUUGGGUCUCUUUGGCUCCUGUUUGCGCGGGUCAGCUUUGUCGCACGGAGGAAUAUGGCCGAUUCUACGGCACAAUAUACUCCGUUGCUGCCUUUGGAGUGUUGUUGACGGUUCCUGUUGGUGGUGAGCUUCUUCAAUCGACGACACCCCAGGCCCUUGUCGGGUUCUAUGCCGCGGUACUUCUCAUAGGGCUUGUUUCCGUGGGCAUGUCACGAUGGGCAUUACUGGACUGGAAGUGGAAGUGGAAAGUAAAGGUUUGA
Penicillium cosmopolitanum is the source of this 1245-nucleotide messenger RNA. RefSeq lists its product as uncharacterized. Gene Ontology annotation, molecular function: transmembrane transporter activity. Gene Ontology annotation, cellular component: fungal-type vacuole membrane. Gene Ontology annotation, biological process: transmembrane transport. The transcript is spliced from 2 exons. The record is from RefSeq and is a predicted model, not a curated record. Bases 1 to 1245 code for a protein of 414 amino acids. NCBI's taxonomy places the organism in Eukaryota, Fungi, Ascomycota, Eurotiomycetes, Eurotiales, Aspergillaceae.